AUGGCGACGAUUGCACCAUACGGUUCAUGGAAAAGCGCGAUCACGACGGACCAAUUCGUCGCCGGCAAUUGCAAAAGCAUUUGCGAGUUUCAAUUGGCGGGACCCCACGUUUUUUGGGUCGAACAGAAUUUGAUCACCGGCAAACGCGAAGUGUAUUCGAAGAAGCUCACGAUGGCGAUGGAGCACGGCGAGCAGCAAUGGAUUCCGAGCUAUACGAUAUUGAGCUCAAUUCACGAGUACGGUGGAAAUGCGAUUCAUACCCCAAACGAGACGACGUUCAUCUUUUCAACGAAAGACGGUGUCUAUAAGAAGGAUUUGAACGGAAUCGGCGAGGAUAAGCUGAUCGAUUCGAAAGGAAACAAAUUGAGAUUCUCGGACUUCUCCUCGAACGCCACCCAUUUGUUUUGCGUCAACGAGGAUCACAUCGCCGGUCAACCGAACGAGCCGGUGAAUCAAAUCGUCGCGAUCAAUUUCAGCACAAAAGAGCUGAAAGUGGUGGCGUCGGGCGCCGACUUCUACGCGUAUCCGCGAGUGUCGCCCAACGGCAACCGUUUGGUGUGGAUGGAAUGGAACAGGCCGAACAUGCCGUGGGACGAGACGUCAAUUUGUGUUGCCGAUCUCGACGACGAGGGCGGCGCGUUGAAUUAUCGCGUAUUGUUUUCCGGUGUCGACAAAACGAUCAAUUAUUCCGAGCCGUCGUGGAUUGAUGAAGACACGAUUAAUUUGAUAAGCGAUGAGUCGGGAUUCUGGAACGUCUACAAAUAUCACAUUAGAAGGCAAGCCAUGUACAACCUUAAUCCGAUCGAUCGCGAAAUCGGCUAUCCGCUAUGGCAAUUGGGCUUCCGCAAUUAUGCCUAUAAUGCUCGUUCGAAUGCGAUGAUCGUCGGCGAUCGCCUUCAUAUGCGCAAAGACGAUGAGAUUCACGAGAUUCCGACGCCCGGCUACACCGUCUUCUCGCACAUCUCAAUUUUCAACGAUUAUAUCGUGUGCAUCGCGUCGGGACCGAAACGCUCGUCGUCCAUCAUCGUCGUGCGUUUAUCGAAUCCCUCCUAUCCGAUGCAUGUGAUUCGCGAGGCGCGCGCCGCCAACGACAUCGAGAAAUUGGACAUCUCGACGCCCGAAGAAAUAUGCUUCGAGUCCGACGGCGUCGACGUCUACGGACACUUCUAUCCGCCAAAGAAUUCGCAGUACGCGGCGCCUGCCGGCACUCUGCCGCCCGUUCUGCUCAUCGGACACGGCGGGCCGACAGCGAUCGCGCAGAAUUGUCUCGAUAUGAAGAAGCAGUUCUUCACGUCACGCGGAAUUGCCGUAUUCGACGUGAACUAUCGCGGAUCGACCGGCUUCGGACGCGAAUUUCGACGAUCACUUUACGAAAACUACGGCAUCGCCGAUCGCAACGACAUUCUGAAUGGCGCGAAAACACUAAUCGAACAAGGACGAGUCGACGAGAACAAAAUUCUGAUGAUGGGCAGCUCGUCGGGAGGAUUUUUGUUGCUCAGCUGUUUGAUCUCGCCGGAAAAUGUGAUCAAAGCCGCCGUUUCUCAUUACGGUGUCGCCGAUCUUCAAGCGCUCGACGAGGACACGCACAAAUUCGAAAAGUGCUACAAUCAAAUUCUCCUUGGCAAAGACGCUGAGGUCUACCGACAGCGUAACCCGAUCAAUCAUAUCGAGAAGAUCAACGUGCCGGUGGCGUUCACGCACGGCAAAGAUGAUACCGUUGUUCCGAUGCAGCAAUCGGUGAGCAUGUAUGAGAAGUUGCGCAACCGCGGCAUCACAACCGCUCUCAUGUUGUUCGACGGCGAGGGUCACGGCUAUCGAAACGGGAAUGUUGUCAAAGAAAGCACCGAAGCCGCAUUCUACUUCCUAACCACGUCCGUCGGAAUUCAGCCAUCAAUCACCUCGAAGAUUCAAAUUGUCAAUCCGUUGCCAGGACAGAAUUAA
Molecule: messenger RNA, 1941 nt
Organism: Caenorhabditis bovis
Lineage: Eukaryota; Metazoa; Nematoda; Chromadorea; Rhabditida; Rhabditidae
Source: the annotation of a GenBank genome assembly